AUGUCUCAGUACUCAGGAAAGAUCGUGUUUUACGAGGGCAAGUGCUUCACAGGCCGGAAGCUGGAAGUCUAUGGUGACUGUGACAACUUCCAGGACCGAGGCUUCAUGAACCGCGUCAACUCGAUUCGUGUGGAAAGUGGAGCCUGGAUCUGCUUUGAUCACCCCGACUUUCGAGGACAGCAGUACAUCCUUGAACGUGGAGAAUACCCAGAUUUCCACCGCUGGAAUUCCCACAAUGACCACAUGGGCUCCUGCAGGCCUGUCAGAAUGCAUGGUGAGCACUACAGGAUUGAGCUCUUUGAGGGAUGCAACUUCACUGGCCAGUGCAUGGAGCUGUGCGAAGACUGUCCCUUCCUGCAGGGUCGAGGCUGGAACAAGAGCUGCAUCAAUGCCAUUAAAGUCUAUGGAGAUGGAGCAUGGGUGAUGUAUGAGGAGCCCAACUAUCGUGGACGCAUGUACAUUGUGGAGAGGGGUGAUUACCGGAGUCACAAUGAGUGGCAGGGACACAGUGCCAACGUCCAGUCCAUCAGGCGGGUUGUCAACUACUUCUAA
Polypterus senegalus (gray bichir) is the source of this 552-nucleotide messenger RNA. It is a transcript of the gene crygn2, whose product is annotated as crystallin, gamma N2. The transcript is spliced from 4 exons. Bases 1 to 552 code for a protein of 183 amino acids. Gene Ontology annotation, biological process: lens development in camera-type eye; visual perception. Gene Ontology annotation, molecular function: structural constituent of eye lens. The record is from RefSeq and is a predicted model, not a curated record. NCBI's taxonomy places the organism in Eukaryota, Metazoa, Chordata, Cladistia, Polypteriformes, Polypteridae.